This is a messenger RNA of Haliotis rubra (blacklip abalone), 1206 nucleotides long. RefSeq lists its product as uncharacterized. NCBI's taxonomy places the organism in Eukaryota, Metazoa, Mollusca, Gastropoda, Lepetellida, Haliotidae. The transcript has a single exon. The coding region runs from base 1 to 1206 and encodes 401 amino acids. Gene Ontology annotation, cellular component: cytoplasm. Gene Ontology annotation, molecular function: protein binding. The record is from RefSeq and is a predicted model, not a curated record.
AUGAAUCAGUCACUGAUGCAGUGUGUCAAGUACUGUUUUCAAAAAGUGAAGAACUCAUGCUUGAAUGGUGCCCCCUCAGUUUUUCUCAUCCACAAAACAGUAAUUCAAGACUGUGAAGACGAAGACACAGAUAAACUCGCCAUAGAUGUUUAUUUUGAAGAACACUUGAUCAGAAGACUCUUGGAAGAGGAGUGUGUCAUGGAUGCUUUAAAAUUUUCAGGAUUUAAUUCACGAGACUUUGUGAGAAACAUUAAGAAGAAACUCAAGGAGAAAGUUACAAAUUACAAGGAUGUUCUUUUGCAAGCCAUAUCAUUAAAGCAUUUUCCAUUGGUAGAGGAGAUUGUAGUGAACGUCUUGAGGACUCUGCCUGGGAGUGGAGAGUAUAUCAAGCAUCUGGCUCUGGUAAGAGCUUGUGAGGCUGGCAACAAAGAAGCUUAUGACCUGUUGCUUAGUGUGGGUGCAAAGGUCAACCUUCCCUGCAUGGCUGCUUGCAAGGAGGGUAAAUGUCCACAAAUUAUCCACAAAGUUUUAAGAGAGCUUGUUAACCAGUUUUAUAACCUCUCUCCUGACAUACUGAAGGAAUGGAUUUUGAUUGUCAUAACACAUGGAGAUAUUGAUGCAGUAAAAACCUUCAUCACAAAUCUCCAAGGUAGAAAAGGCAGACAUGACUUGAUCGUCAGCGCCCUUGAGGUGGCUUGCAAACUUGGAUCUCUUGAUAAAUACAACGCAGUUAGCUGUGAUGGAUUAAGUCCCAACUGGACAAGCCUGUUAGUAAGUGCCAGUGAAGGUGGAAAUGAGAAAAUCAUCACACAUCUCCUGGAGCAGAGAGACCAUGCAACAUCGGAUGAAAAACCAUGCAAUACAAACCUGGAAGAGAUGUUUCUUGCAGCUUGCAGGUUUAAUAGAAAGGGUGCAGCAGAGGUCCUUCUGAAGAGAAACCCCAGUGUGUUAGAUGGAGUUACUGAAACAGGCCAUACAGCUCUUCAUCUUGCUGCAAGUGUUUCUCACAUUAACAAACCAGACACUCUCACGUGGCUUCUCACGGUGAAGACCUGGGACACCACCACCACUGACAUUGAUGGUUUUACUGCUCUGCAUUCAGCAUGUGUCACUGGGAAUGUGACAUGUGUGGAACAGUUACUGAAGGCAGGGUUUGAUACACAGGCUCCAGAUAAACAUGGAAAUACCCUCUGCAUGUUCAUCUGA